Messenger RNA from Rubroshorea leprosula, 1303 nucleotides. The record is from the annotation of a GenBank genome assembly. Lineage: Eukaryota; Viridiplantae; Streptophyta; Magnoliopsida; Malvales; Dipterocarpaceae.
GUUGAGGCAAGGCAACUCUGUGCUAAUUCUAGAUGAUGUGUGGCAGCAAUUUUGUCUAGAAGAUGUUGGAAUUCCUAUUCUAGAUGGAAAUAAUGGUUGCAAGUUAGUACUCACGACGCGGUUACAAGAUGUUGCUCGUGCAAUGGAUUGUGAGGUGAUCAUGGUGAAUCCUCUUCCAGCUAAUGAAGCAUCAGCAUUAUUCUUGGAGAAAGUUGGAAGUGCAGUGUUGUCAGAUGGCAGAAUUAAAGUAGAUAUAAAGUCAUUUUUGGAGCAAAUUUUGCAGAAAUGUGGUGGAGUACCUCUUGCUAUAGUGACAGUGGCAAAAUCAAUGACAGGGAAAUUACUUCCUCGUCAUUGGAAGUUGGCACUUUCUGAAUUUAGUAAAUUUGAAAGGAUUGUUGAUUGUUUGAAAUUCAGUUAUGAAUGCCUAGAACCACAAUGCCAAGAGUGUUUUCUAUACUGUGCAUUGUAUCCUGAAGAUGCUGAAAUCUACAAGGAGGAGUUAAUUGAGUAUUGGAUUGAGGAGGGGCUUAUAUAUAAAGAAGGGAUAACUAGGGAGGCAAUGAAUUGGAAAGGUCAUGAUAUACUUGAUAAGCUGGUUGACAGUUGCUUGUUGGAGUUGAAAUUGUGGUAUGGCCAAAAGAAUGGUGGGAAUCAUUGGAAUGGGACCAUCCCAAUGCAAAAGACAUCCUUUUACCCGUUUGUGAAUUUGAGUAGUGGUAGGGCGCACCGCAAAUCAAAUUGGAAUUCGGCUUUGUAACCACAAGAAAGGCAGAGGAAAUUAUAUUUGCACCUGUUGCUGUUGUGUUUUCAAAAUUUAACAUACUCUUUGUUUUUCUUUUGCUGUAUCUGUGUUGUGUGUUUAAAUGUGUCAAAUUCAAAGUGAAAAACUGGAAAUGUUUGUUUCUUUAUUAUCUGUGUAAUUUUAUCUUUGAAACUAUGUGCAAAAAAGACUUGAAAUUAAUUCGGAUCUAUCUAAUUUCCUUUGCUAUUUAUAUUUUACUACACUUGCAUCUUUGCUUUUCUUGUAAUUUGGGUUUCAGUUGGUUGCAUUUGCAUAUAUUUCCUGGUCAAACCUCGUUCAACAUCAUCAUCGUUAUCAACAACCAAGACUUAAUUUCAUCAACUAUAUCUGCACGCUUGUUACUUUUUCUUCUUAGAAUCGCUAAAGAUGGACUAGCAUUCAGGUCAGAGUGCACUCCUCUUCUUUUCUUUUGCACUUUUUAAUAAAUUAUUUUAUUGUAUUUUCUUAUUGCAUGAUCUGAUUAUGUCUCAUUAGCUAAAGUAAAUUACUGGUUAAACA